Molecule: messenger RNA, 2321 nt
Organism: Coffea eugenioides
Lineage: Eukaryota; Viridiplantae; Streptophyta; Magnoliopsida; Gentianales; Rubiaceae
Exons: 1
Coding region: 130-2112 (660 amino acids)
Source: RefSeq, a predicted model, not a curated record
GUAACCAGCCCGCGCUGAUACUCGUCUAAAAAUGUGGUAAACCCCAUCCGUCCUUUCUCCAAUAUUCACAGACCCCUUCUUCUUCUUCUUCAUCAUAAUCAACAAUCUCUCCAACCAACUUCUUCCAAUAUGGCUCCUAACCCCAGUUCUCUCCUCGGCCCACCUGAGAUUUACCGACCACCUCCCACCACAAGGCCCCCGCCUUCUUCCUCCUCCUCCGCCAAAUCCGACCCCUUCAUGGACCUUAUGGUCGCCAACUUUAACACCCUCGCCGACAAUCCCCCUAUGGGCUUCACCGAAAACUACUCGGCAACCUUUCUUUCCAGCGGCAACCCUUGUUUGGAUUUUUUCUUUCACGUGGUUCCCAAUACCCCGCCAGAGUCCCUCACCCAACGCCUUCAACUCGCCUGGGAUUUCGAUCCCCUGACGACCCUUAAACUGAUUUGCAACCUCCGCGGCGUCCGCGGCACUGGAAAAUCUGACAAGGAGGGUUAUUACGUGGCCGCACUUUGGCUUCACAUUCACCACCCUAAAACCCUAGCCUGCAACGUGCCCGCCCUCGCUGAUUUUGGCUACUUUAAAGAUUUGCCCGAGAUUCUUUACAGGCUUCUCGAAGGAGCCGAUGUGCGAAAAAGGGCAAAAGACGAGCGGAGAAGUAAAACAGGGAGGAGGGGAUUCGGAUCAUGCGCCAGGAGGAAAAGAAGAUGCCAUCCAAUUUUUGGCACCAGAGGAGGAGGAAGGGCAAGGGCUGCCCCCUUUUCCAGGAAGCCCAAGAGGAGUGGGAACAAGGAGGGCGCCCCUCCCAGGGAGGCCAGAAUUCUGGCUAAUCGGCAGCAAGUUGAGAUGCAGAAACAAAUGGCCAGGAAUCAAAGAGAGGAGAAGAAAAUUAAGCAGGCCAAAAUGGCCGUUGAAAGGUAUCGCCGCGACCCAGAUUACAGAUUCUUGCACGAACGCGUGUCUGAUUUUUUUGCAGAACGCUUGAAAGCAGAUUUGGAGUCGUUGAAUUUUUGGGAAUUGAGCAAGAUAAGCCUUGCUGCCAAGUGGUGUCCCUCACUGGAUUCUUCCUUUGACAAAUCGACCCUCUUAUGCGAAAGCAUCGCGAGAAAGGUGUUCCCCAAGGAGUCCUAUCACGAAUACGACGGGAUUGAGGAUGCACAUUACGCUUAUCGCGUGAGAGACCGACUGAGGAAGCAGGUGCUGGUUCCCCUGCGCAAGGCUUUGGAAUUGCCCGAGGUCUACAUUGGCGCUAACGACUGGGGCUCCAUCCCUUAUAACAGGGUUGCAUCCGUGGCUAUGAAGAAUUACAAGGAGAAGUUUCUGAAACACGAUAAAGAAAGGUUUGAGGAGUAUCUGGCGAAGGUGAAGGAUGGCAAGGCCAAAAUUGCUGCUGGUGCAUUGUUGCCACACGAGGUUAUUGCGGCUUUAAAUGAUGGCGACGGUGGCGAAGUUGCUGAGUUGCAAUGGCGGAGAAUGGCGGAGGAUUUGGCCAACAAGGGAAAAUUGAAAAACUGCCUUGCAAUCUGCGACGUUUCGGGUAGCAUGUCCGGGGCACCCAUGGAGGUGUCUGUGGCUCUGGGGGUUUUGGUUUCUGAGCUGAGUGAAGAGCCAUGGAAAGGAAAGCUCAUAACGUUCAGCGCAAAUCCCAAGCUUCAGAAGGUUGAAGGGGAGGAUUUGAGAUCCAAGACGGAUUUCGCGAGGCAUAUGGAGUGGGGGAUGAACACCGAUUUUCAAAAGGUGUUUGAUUUGAUACUGAAGGUGGCAGUGAAUGGGAAGUUGAAGGAGGAUCAGAUGAUUAAGAGGGUGUUCGUUUUCAGUGACAUGGAGUUUGACCAGGCUUCCGCCCAUCCUUGGGAAACUGAUUACCAGGCAGUACUUAGGAAGUUUGGAGCAAAAGGGUAUGGAAAUUGUGUGCCAGAGAUAGUUUUCUGGAAUCUCAGAGACUCAAGGGCCACACCCGUCCCCCGAGAUCAGAAAGGGGUUGCACUUGUCAGCGGAUUUUCGAAGAAUCUGGUUACUCUAUUUUUGGAGGAUAAUGGAGGAUUGAACCCAGAAGCCGUCAUGGAGGCUGCAAUUUCUGGUGAUGAAUAUAAGAAGCUAGCAGUGCUGGAUUAAGAUAUAUGAGUAUAUAUGAGUAUUAAAUAUAUGAGUAUUAAAUAGCGGUAGUUACUUUUUCUACCUGUUAGACGUGUACAAAUUUUCUUCUAGAGGCAAUGAAAAAGAAAUCUUGAAUUCCUGUCUUUGAUUUGAUGAUUUUUUUCCCCCUGUUUUGCACUUAUUUUAUUUGGGGUACUUUUCAUUGAUAAUUGACAUACACUCGGGAA